AUGUAUGUAGACGAUGUCCUUUCGGGAGCUGACUCUGCUGAAGAUGCUCAGCUCACAAUAAAGGAGUUACAGAGUGCCCUAGACUCUGCGGGCUUUCCGUUAAGAAAAUGGACGUCCAACAACAAAGAGGUGUUAGCUCAUAUCCAAGCCGGUCAUCUUCUGAACAGUGAUUUCCUUGAUCUCGACACUGAGAGUACAGCCAAGACUCUCGGUGUACGGUGGAGAGCGACGUCCGAUGAGUUUUUCUUCGUCCCCCCAGAUCUACCCACAGAAAUCUCCCCCACAAAACGCCAGGUGCUUUCCCAAAUUGCCAAACUGUUUGAUCCAGCAGGCUGGCUCGCUCCAUUUGUUGUGUGUGCCAAGAUCUUUAUGCAAGAGAUUUGGCUUCAGGAGCUGGGGUGGGACGAUAAGCUGCCAUCUGAGUUGUGCCAAAGGUGGCACAGUUUUCUUCAGAGCUAUUCGGUCCUUGAUCAGGUCCGGAUUCCAAGAUGGGUUUCCUUUCGCCCAGAAUUCCGCUUAGAGCAUCAUGGAUUUUGUGAUGCCUCGCAGAAAGCCUACGGCGCUGCGAUCUACGUGCGCGUAGAGAUGGGACAUACCACGAUGGUACACCUGCUCACCGCCAAGACGCGUGUUGCGCCAGUCAAAACUGUGUCGCUUCCUCGCCUAGAGCUGUGCGGAGCUUUACUGCUAGCCGAAAUGGCUGAAGCGAUCCUUCCCAGCAUGCCGAUGCUGAAUUCGAGUCUCCACUGCUGGACCGAUUCCACCAUUGUAGCGUUGCGGGUCCUCGCGUAUGUCCAGCGUUUUAUCAAUCGGUGCAAGAAACAAUCGCCGCUUUCAGAGAUCCGUCUGGAGGCCAAGGAACUUGUCGCCGCCGAACGGCUCAUGAUUCUCUGCACUCAGCGCAGGUAUUUAACGAACGAGUAUCGCUGUUUGAGUCAGAAGCUUCCGGUGCCCCCUUCCAGUUCGAUCCUCUUCUUAAACCCUUUCCUAGAUCAGGAGGGGCUGAUAAGGGCAUGUGGCCGUGUCACAGCCUCUGAAAGUUUGCGUUACGAUGAACGACAUCCGAUAAUCCUCCCGUACGAAUGUUCACUCUCUCGGCUUCUGGUAAAGUUCACCCAUCUCAUUACGCUACACGGGGGUAAUCAGUUGGUGGUACGUCUCACCCGUUCCAGAUAUUGGGUUCCGAGAGUUAAAAACUUGGUGAAGGCAGUUAUCAAUGCCUGCAAGGUCUGCGUGAUCUACAAAAAGCGAUUGCAAAGUCAGAUGAUGGGAAAUUUGCCAAGAGAACGAGUGUCAUUCUCCCGUCCAUUCACGUACACGGGUAUGGACUACGCAGGGCCCUUCGACAUAAAGAAAUACACUGGCAGAGCCUGCCUUAUUACUAAAGGGUAUGUGUUGGUUUUCGUUUGCUUCUCCACCAAGGCUAUCCAUUUGGAGCCUACUUCAGAUCUGACGACCGAUCUGCGGCAUUCGCUCGGUUCGUAUCCAGAAGAGGGUGUCCUCGCCAAGUGCAGUCGGACAAUGGGAAGACCUUUGUUGGCGCUGCCACAUUACUGUCCCGAGAUUUUCUCCAGGCCGUUAAAGAGUCUGUGA
Drosophila ficusphila is the source of this 1593-nucleotide messenger RNA. RefSeq lists its product as uncharacterized. The transcript has 2 exons. Gene Ontology annotation, molecular function: nucleic acid binding. NCBI's taxonomy places the organism in Eukaryota, Metazoa, Arthropoda, Insecta, Diptera, Drosophilidae. The record is from RefSeq and is a predicted model, not a curated record. Bases 1 to 1593 code for a protein of 530 amino acids.